Molecule: messenger RNA, 1614 nt
Organism: Folsomia candida
Lineage: Eukaryota; Metazoa; Arthropoda; Collembola; Entomobryomorpha; Isotomidae
Exons: 6
Coding region: 427-1614 (395 amino acids)
Source: RefSeq, a predicted model, not a curated record
GAUUUAGGGAACCGGUUUAUCUGACCCUAGCAUCACAUCGAUUUUAUGAUCUCAGACGCGAUGAUGAAAAUGAUGAUGAUCUGUAUGUAUACACAACAAUGUAAAUUAAUUCAAUUUAAAAUCUGCCAAUUGCAUUUAACCAACAGUUUAGAAGAGGAAAAACAAACGGGGAAAAAUAUCUAAUAUUGUAAAGCUACAUACUUCGCAUCGCCAUCGUUGUCACACUUUGACUAGACUUUUAAAUCCCCAUGCAUGCAUCACACUUUUUGACACAUAUUUACUUAGUUUUCCCCGGCUGAGGGAUUUCCUUGACCCGAAUUUGCGGUCUGUUAAUUAGUGAGCAUGUGAAAAAGGUGGUGAAAAAUUGUCAUCCUACAAAAUUUCAAACCCUUUAAAAAGUUAUAUCGUGUGGUGUGCAUCCCAAGAAUGAAGGGACUCCGUUGGUGGUGGCAUUUCCGGAUUCAUGAGCUGAUAAAAAUCCAGCUCUUUUUACUCAUAAUUAUCACAACUUGCCUUAUCGAAGACUUGUCAUGUGCCGACUCCUCUUCUUCAGGGAAAAGUAUCCCUUUCACCGGACUGAUAAUGGACCGGCCAAAAAUUCGCGUCUCCUCAUACCGACUACAGAACCUGAACCCCAACAGGAUCAUGGAGGAAGGCGUCGCUUGUGGCGAGGGAAAUAAUUGUGACGACCUGAUAAAAAUUGGUGGUGGUGACGAAGCAAAAAACAGGCUGGGUCAGGAUACCGAUGAAAUCAAGGAGUGGUCCGUGCCACCAAACGCGACACAAGUGACCUUACAAUGUUCCAGUAAAAGUGGCCCGAUCGAAUGGGAUUAUCAGGGAAAAGGGAAAUUUCCCCAACUUGAGAUAACCAGUAGACGAAUAACGGGAGAUUUCUGGAGCCCUACGACUUACCUGCAUCAAUCGGAUAUCACUUUUAACAAGAUUAGUGACCAGCUCACGGGGACGUUUGUGUGCCGGAGUGUGGAAAAGCCGUCUUUGUCGAAUUCCUUUUAUAUGUUUGUCCCACAGGAACGACGCCCAAUCUUUGAGAAGGAGAAUGUCUUCAUACUGACACCGGCAAGCCGUUCAUCCUCGGUUGUGAUCCCGUGUCGCGUGGAGGAUAGGGAGAGCUCGAUUCAUUUGUACAAAAAAAUGGGCGAUGGAUCUCUCAAAAGAAUGAACAUGGAUUCCUCCCUUUCAAUGAAAUUCAACCCCUAUGUCGGUUUCGAGGUAGAACUCUCCCCAGAAAUUUAUGGACACUACGUUUGCAAAGUUGACAAAAAAGAGACGAACCUCAAGAAGAAGAAAAUUUACGGUGACGAAGAAGACGAAAAAGACGAGUCGGAUGCCCGAAAAGUGCGAGUUAGACGCUACGCAGUGCAACAAGUAGAAACGUCAACGUCACCGGGAUUCUCUGCAUUUCCGACGAGUGAAGAAAUUGCGGCGGAAUAUGGGAUGCCACUUAUCGAUCCGGAAGAGGUUUCUAUAACCUACUCCGAGUCUGAAAUUGAGCGACGAAAUCGACUCCGGCGGAGGGGAGGAAAAAAUAAAAAUGGGCCAGAGGGGACCACCCCCACCAAAUUUGCAACUUCAUCCCCACUCCUCGUACAAUAA